This is a messenger RNA of Fusarium pseudograminearum CS3096, 1446 nucleotides long. RefSeq lists its product as uncharacterized. Gene Ontology annotation, cellular component: endoplasmic reticulum membrane. The record is from RefSeq and is a predicted model, not a curated record. Bases 1 to 1446 code for a protein of 481 amino acids. Lineage: Eukaryota; Fungi; Ascomycota; Sordariomycetes; Hypocreales; Nectriaceae. Gene Ontology annotation, biological process: ergosterol biosynthetic process. The transcript has 3 exons. Gene Ontology annotation, molecular function: Delta14-sterol reductase activity.
AUGAAGGCUCCCGACUCUCCUCGCUAUGAAUUCGGUGGCCCUCUCGGCGCCACUGGUAUCGUCUUUGGUCUUCCAAUUCUCAUGCAAGUUCUCUACUUGGGCUGCAACGAUGUAUCGGGCUGCCCCGCACCUGCUCUGCUUGAUCCUAAAACUCUAAGCUGGGCCAAGCUCAAGUCUCAGAUUCCCUGGCCUCAAGAGGGUCUCUCUGGAUUCAUGUCCUGGGAAGUCACGAAGUGGCUUUUUGCUUAUUAUUUUUUGAGUCUUGUGCUUUACCGCAUUAUGCCCGCUCAGGUCGUUCUUGGUACAAAACUGCGCGAGUCUGGCAAGCCCCUUGAGUAUCGCUUUAAUUCUUUCUCUGCUACCGUUGUUCAAUUGACUGGUUGCGCUAUCGGAACCUACAUCUACGGCGCCAACUUCCCCGUCUGGACAUGGAUUACCGACCACUAUAUCCAGCUUCUCACAACAAGCACAGUCCUCACCUAUAUCAUCUCCAUCUGGACUUAUCUCCGCAGCUUCUCUAUCAAGCCCGGAAACCCUGAACUCCGAGAGGUCGCUGUGGGAGGCCGUACCGGACGAGUCAUCUACGAUUACUUCAUCGGUCGUGAACUCAACCCUCGUGUGACUCUCCCUUUCUUUGGCGAGAUUGACAUCAAGGCGUGGCUGGAAAUGAGACCCGGCCUUACUGGGUGGAUCUUGCUUAACUGUUCGUUCAUCGCGAAACAAUACAGAACUUAUGGCUUUGUCUCAGAUAGUAUCGUGGUCAUUGCGUUGAUCCAGGCUUACUAUGUUCUUGAAGGGCAAUAUUCCGAGGCUGGACUAUUGGGCAUGAUGGAUAUCACUUCGGAUGGACUGGGUUUCAUGCUUACAUGGGGUGACAUUGUGUGGGUGCCCUUCCUCUACUCAACCCAAUGCCGUUAUCUCUCCGUCUACCCCGUUCACCUGGGCCCCAUCGGCGUUGGAGCAAUUGGCACUGUUUUCUGCAUUGGUCUCUACAUCUUCCGCUCUUCCAACAACCAGAAAGCCCUUUUCCGCAAAGAUCCCAACAACCCAGCCUUCGCGAACAUGACUUACAUUCAAACCAAGCGCGGAACAAAGCUCUUGACAGGCGGUUGGUGGGGAAUGGCUCGUCAUGUGAACUACUUGGGUGACUGGAUUCAGUCCCUUCCCUUCUGCCUGCCCACCAAAGCCGCUGGCUACGUUAUUCUUCCUGCAGGUACAGCUGUUGCUGGAGCCGAAGUGGCGAAGAUGCUUGAUGGGCGAUUGGUUACACCUGGUGAUGCUGCGCCGUGGGGAAUGCUGUUUACGUAUUUGUAUUCGGCUUGGUUCGGAUUCUUGCUUAUUCAUCGCGAGAGACGAGACGAUUACGCCUGCUCGGAGAAGUAUGGGAAGGAUUGGGAGGAGUACAAGAACAAGGUCCGAUGGAGAGUCCUGCCUGGCGUGUACUAA